CCUUCGACAUAUGUGAUAGGAUAAUCGCGGGUGAAAAGAUGUGCACAAGAAAAACUUUAUAAAUUGGUUUGCUCAGAGCCUCAGACCCAGACCUGGAAGAGCGGUGGUGGCGCCUCUUCAAGGAAUGCAGCGGCUGUGACCGUUUCAUCCCCUCCCCUUCUCUUGCAAGACCAGAGUCUUUAGUAUCAGCACUCCCAUUUUUUCAGUGUUCACAUUUUCUUACUGCAUUUCGUUUUGCUCGCGCCUUGAGACGAGAAAGCUGCGGUGCUUGGGAAAAUUAUGGAAACUAGCUCGGUUUCCAAAUUGCUGCUUGCUUUUUGCUUGGUUUUUUCCCUGGGUUCUGAGUUGAUUCACUCGAGUGUCACCUAUGACAGGAAGGCCCUCAUUAUCAAUGGGCAGAGAAGAAUCCUUUUCUCUGGCUCCAUACAUUAUCCCAGAAGUACCCCUGAUACGUGGGAAGAUCUGAUUCACAAGGCAAAAGAUGGAGGUUUAGAUGCGAUUGAAACCUAUGUCUUCUGGAAUGUUCACGAGCCCUCGCCUGGCAAUUAUAAUUUUGAAGGACGAUACGAUCUAGUGAGGUUCGUAAAGACAAUUCAAAAAGUAGGCCUAUAUGCUCAUCUUCGCAUUGGACCUUAUGUGUGUGCUGAAUGGAAUUUCGGAGGAUUUCCCGUUUGGCUGAAGUACGUUCCGGGAAUAAGCUUUAGAACAGACAAUGAACCUUUUAAGAGGGAAAUGCAAAAGUUCACUGCGAAGAUCGUGGAGAUGAUGAAGAGCGAAAAUCUCUUUGAAUCUCAGGGUGGCCCCAUCAUACUCUCUCAGAUUGAGAAUGAGUAUGGGGCACAGAGUAAGUUACUUGGAGCUGCUGGCCACAAUUAUGUGACUUGGGCUGCAAAAAUGGCUGUCCAAAUGGGAACUGGGGUCCCUUGGGUGAUGUGUAAGGAAGAUGAUGCACCAGAUCCAGUGAUUAACACUUGCAAUGGAUUUUACUGUGAUCAAUUUACUCCCAAUAGACCUUAUAAGCCUUCAAUCUGGACAGAGGCUUGGAGUGGCUGGUUCACAGAAUUUGGAGGUCCAAUUCACAAACGACCUGUCCAGGAUUUGGCAUUUGCAGUUGCUCGAUUCAUAACCAAGGGAGGGUCCUUUGUCAACUACUAUAUGUAUCAUGGAGGAACAAAUUUUGGACGUACAGCUGGAGGUCCUUUCAUCACUACCAGCUACGACUAUGAUGCUCCACUGGAUGAAUAUGGUUUGAUUCGACAACCAAAAUAUGGUCAUCUAAAGGAGCUUCACAGGGCAAUUAAGAUGUGUGAGCGUGCUUUAGUUUCAGUUGACCCAAUUGUUACUCAAAUAGGGAGCUUCCAACAGGCUCAUGUGUAUAGUACAGAAUCUGGAGAUUGUGCUGCUUUUCUUUCAAACUUUGAUGAAAAAUCAUCUGUUAGAGUGAUGUUCAAUAAUAUGCACUAUAACUUGCCUCCUUGGUCUGUCAGCAUCCUUCCAGAUUGUAGAAAUGUUGUCUUUAAUACAGCGAAGGUUGGAGUGCAAACAUCACAGAUGCAAAUGUUGCCAACAAAUACCCAGAUGUUCUCAUGGGAGAGGUUUGAUGAAGAUCUAUCCUCUCUGGACGAAAGUUCUACAUACACAGCACCUGGUCUCUUGGAGCAGAUAAAUGUAACACGAGAUGCAAGUGAUUAUCUUUGGUACAUAACCAGUGUUGAUAUAGGUUCAUCUGAAUCCUUUCUGCGUGGAGGAGAACUUCCCACUCUCAUUGUUCAGUCCACAGGCCAUGCUGUGCAUGUUUUCAUCAACGGUCAACUUUCUGGUUCUGCCUAUGGAACAAGGGAGGAUAGGAGGUUCACAUAUACCGGCAAGGUUAAUCUUCAAGCUGGGACAAACAGAAUAGCUCUGCUAAGUGUUGCUGUUGGACUUCCAAACAUUGGAGGACAUUUUGAGACAUGGAACACUGGAAUCCUAGGUCCAGUUGCUCUCCAUGGACUUGAUCAGGGAAAAUGGGACUUGUCCUGGCAGAAAUGGACUUAUCAGGUUGGUCUAAAAGGAGAGGCCAUGAAUCUCGCAUCUCCUGACGGCAUCUCUUCUGCUGAGUGGAUGCAGUCAGCUAUAGCGGUGCAAAAAAAUCAACCAUUGACAUGGCACAAGACUUAUUUUGAUGCUCCUGAAGGAGACGAACCAUUGGCACUUGAUAUGGAGGGCAUGGGUAAAGGUCAGAUAUGGAUUAACGGAGAGAGUAUUGGAAGAUACUGGACUGCUUUUGCUACUGGUAAUUGCAAUGACUGCAACUACGCAGGAUCAUUUAGACCUACAAAGUGCCAACUUGGCUGCGGCCAACCAACCCAGCGAUGGUACCACGUACCUCGAUCUUGGUUGAAGCCAACUCAAAAUCUGUUGGUUAUUUUUGAGGAGCUUGGGGGUGAUCCUUCUAGAAUUUCACUAGUCAAGAGAUCAGUGAGUAGUGUAUGUGCUGAUGUCUCCGAGUACCACCCAAAUAUCAAGAAUUGGCACAUUGAGAGCUAUGGGAAGUCAGAAGAGUUCCACCCACCGAAGGUUCACUUGCAUUGUAGUCCUGGCCAAACCAUAUCUGCUAUUAAAUUUGCAAGCUUUGGAACUCCUCUGGGGACUUGUGGGAAUUAUGAGCAAGGGACUUGCCAUGCUCCAGCAUCAUAUACCAUUCUGGAGAAGAAAUGUAGUGGAAAGCCGAGGUGCAUAGUUACUGUAUCAAAUAGUAACUUUGGGCGAGACCCGUGUCCGAAUAUCUUGAAGAGGUUAUCAGUGGAAGCUGUUUGUGCUCCAACUACCGCGUACUGGAGGAAUUGAUGGGCAAACGAAGUACCCUUUGCGUGUAGUGUGUAGUGACUUAACCGUAUACCAUCAACCAAAAAGAAGACGGAAUAACGAGUGCAGGUUAAAGGUAAUGGUAGUUGAAUUGGAUGAGUGCCAUAGUUUUUCAUAAAAGUAGAUUUCUUCUUAUGCCAAAGGCAUGUAAUUUGUAAUUUAAGUGGCUUAAGAGGCCGUUUAAAAUGAGUCAUAGGUGAAUCGGAAACCUGGGGUCUACAUUUUGGACCCUUCUUUGUGAAUUUAGAGUCCCAGUCCCCGACCUUUUUACUGGAUAUGGGCACUGGGAGAAGGCAUUUUCGUUGGUGUGUUGUGUUCCUUAUCUGGUUGAUUGCAUCACUGGGGCAAAUCAGACCCCAAAUUAUGUUCAA
Molecule: messenger RNA, 3218 nt
Organism: Prosopis cineraria
Lineage: Eukaryota; Viridiplantae; Streptophyta; Magnoliopsida; Fabales; Fabaceae
Product: beta-galactosidase 3
Exons: 19
Coding region: 280-2829 (849 amino acids)
Biological process (GO): carbohydrate metabolic process
Cellular component (GO): vacuole; cell wall
Molecular function (GO): carbohydrate binding; beta-galactosidase activity
Source: RefSeq, a predicted model, not a curated record